Messenger RNA from Physella acuta, 657 nucleotides. RefSeq names its product protein rolling stone-like. Gene Ontology annotation, cellular component: membrane. The record is from RefSeq and is a predicted model, not a curated record. Lineage: Eukaryota; Metazoa; Mollusca; Gastropoda; Physidae.
UACCUCAAGUUGGUGUGGCUGCUGUACAACAUGAUAGGCAGCGUCAACAUAUUGGUGACCAUCAUGUACUGGGCUGUGGAAUAUAAUGGUUCGACAGAUGUGGUUGGUGUGGAGGUCCACAGCAUCAACACCGUCUUCAUCUUGACCAACCACAUGAUGACGGCCAUGCCGUGCCAGAUCCUCCACUUCAUCUACCCCAUGUUGUACCUCGCCCUCUACGCUCUAUUCACCUACAUAUACUACGCUUGUGACGGCACGAACAUCAAGGGGCGCCCCGUCAUCUACAGCGUCGUGGACUGGGGCAAGGCGUACCCCACCGCCAUAACCGUCGUUGUGGGGAUUCUCGUCUUCGUGCCCCUAGUUCAUCUCGUCCUGUUCGCUAUUUAUACGUUUCGGAUUUUCCUGCAUUCUAAAAUUAACUCCGAGACGUAUUCUACGGGAACUCACAAUCAAGAAAAUAGUCGAAACGAUGAAACAAGAAGUGAGAUGCAUGAAGUACCCAGUGGUGUUGAGAUGAGGCCUAUCGCAGUGUCUUAGCAACUGUAAUUAAAUCAAGCUUAUUAAUUAUUUCUUCAGAGAUUAGCCGAGUGCAAUAACGUGGUGAUCUGUUCGACAAUGGAUUCAACAUCCGGCUCUAAGAGUGUAGAUUUAAGUCUA